AUGGAGAAGGGAGAAGUUUCCAACAUGCUUGGCUCUCUGAAAUGUUCCAAGGAUCCUGCCAAGCAGGAGCUUCUGGCUUACUACAAGGGACUGAGCCGGUUUGAUUCCCAGAAGGCAGAGCUUCUCAAGAAGUGGAAGGCUGACAAAAGUUGCAAGUGGCUAGGUGAAUAUAAGGAAUCUAGGACCCAGAAAGCAUCCACCACCAAUGAGGAGCUGUCCGGUUUUGCUACCAAGAUUAUUCAAAUCCUGAGGUAUGGAGUGGCUGAGCUUCUCAAGCUGCCAGUGGACUCUGGUGAGUUGAAGGUCAUCCUGAAGGAGCUUCCCCAGGAUGACAAGUGGGACAUCAAUGUGCCAGUGGAAAGGGGCUACUCCAAGGCUGGCCUUGUGCGGUAUCAUUUGGAAGGAGUCAAGGCCUUGAUUUCUACCAAGGCUGAGGACAGUUACACUGAGGAGGUCUCCCACUCCAAAGCUGGCAGUGUCCAGAAGGCUGCUGGUAAGACACUGGAGCUGGAGAAUGUCAAGAAGGAGAACCCCUUGCGUGAACAGCUGGCUGCUAAGAUGCAAGUGGCAGAAUCCGGGAAGCUCGCCCUAGAAAAGGUGCACAGCCAAAGCCAGGAUGUGGUGUUGAUGCUGAACCAGAAAUCUACCACAGACCCCGCUUUCAAGGCCAAGUACACAGAGCUCACCACCUUGUGCUCCAACUUGGGCACAUCAGUCCAGAAAGUGAGGGAGGCAAUUUUCAAAACCAAGCAGAUUCCAGCUGACAAAGUCACUCAGACUGACUUGGAUGAUUUCUGCACCAAUUUGGAAAAUUGGUCCACUUUGUUGGAUGUGGCUAGGAGCCAAGUGCGCAAAGCCAACCAGCUGCUGAGCCAGCCACACAUGUUUCACAAGAAUGCUUUGCCUCAGCUUGAUGAUGCCCCUGAUCCCCACAGAAGGCUCAGGGCCAAUCUGAGGGAUUUGUUUUUGACAAAUCAAGUCAGUGCAGAAAGGGCAUCCUCUUUGCUGACUGAUGCCCAUGGUGCUGGAGUGGAAGCCAUGGAUGAUGUAGCCCACCUGCACCAAAAGGGAAGCAGGAAUGUUCAUAGAGAUCUGUUGCGCAAAUUUGUGAAAAAGGGAAAGCACUGGCCCAAGGCCUAUUGGGCUCUGAUAGAUUUCUGGCAUCCAAAGAAGCAAGUGGUGCAGAAAGAAUGGCUUGCCUUCCUGCUCCCACACGAAUGGCUUUGCAAAUUUCUCAAACAAGCUGGUUCUUUUGAAAAGCUUGCUUCUUGGGAGGGCUUGGGACCACAGGGCCAAAGGGAUUGCCUCAGAGCCUGCAGUGAGCUAGGCACUGCUUCCCUCAUCCCACUAGCUCUGUGGGCUGAUGGUGUUCCAUACAAUUGGGACAGAUCACAAAGCCUUGAAGUCAUGAACUUGGCACUCCCUGGUGUGCCUGAAUGGGCAAACCUGCGCAUUCCUUUCACUUGCUUUGACCACAGCAGGCUUGCACCUAACACCUUUGACCAGAUUUUUGGUGUCUUGGUUUGGAGCUUGCAAAGCUUAGCAGCUGGCUUCCAUCCUUUGCACAGACAUGAUGAACAGCUGUGGAGGCCAAGUGAUGCCUCCAGGAGGAAACUGGCUGGACAGCAUUUGGGCCUUAGAGCUGUCUUGCUUUGGGUCAAAGCUGAUUGGAAAGCCUUCAAGGAAAUUUUCUCUUUCCCUGGCUGGCAAGGUCAUGAAGGCAUUUGUUGGCUUUGCAAAGCCACUCUGCUGGAUAUGCGCACCAAAACAUCCACCAAGGGGAUGGCUUUGGACCACUGGGGCUUCUUGCACAGACAGGUUCAUGUCUAUGGCAAGCCAGUGAGCACAUUGCUGGCUGCUCCUACCUUGCGGAUUCAUCAAUUCGGACCAGACUGGCUGCACACCAUGGACCAAGGCUGCGCAGCAGAUUUCUUGGGCAAUUUGUUUUUGUGGGUGGUCCUCCCCAAAUUGCCUGGCGCCAGCAAAGACGAAAGAAUCAGACAGCUUUUCCUUUUGGUACAAAAGUAUUACACGGAUCAUGCAAUUCAGCAGAGGUACAGCAACUUGACAAUCAAGAUGCUCCAGAAGAAGAGUGGCCAGCCCCCCAAACUGAGAGGCAGGGCUUCUGAAGUCAAAGGGCUUGUGCUUUUUGGCAAGCUGAUGGCUGAUGUGCAUUGCCAAGACAACCAUCCAGUGGAACACACGGUCAAGAUUGCAGCCAGCCACUUGAAGAAUUUGUAUGACAUUGUAUGGAUGAAGCCAAAGCUGCAUCUCAUGGAGGAACUCUGUGAGAAGCAAACAGAUAAUCCCCUGGACCAUUCCACUUUUAGAGAUGAAGAUUGGGGUGGGGCAGCUGCAAGGUGGGCUAGACGAAGGGCAGGCCCUGCAUCAGCUGCUAGCACUUCCAACAAUGUCAUCUCCAAGUUCUGUGCAAACAAUGCUUUGCCUCGCCUGUGCUGA
Durusdinium trenchii is the source of this 2460-nucleotide messenger RNA. Lineage: Eukaryota; Dinophyceae; Suessiales; Symbiodiniaceae. The record is from the annotation of a GenBank genome assembly.